GGGGGGGGAAUGAUGCCCGGGACAUAACCGCGCCUCGAGUUCGGACCACUCAGCCUCCUGGCUCCUAAUAUGGAGCAAGAGGAAGACUUGGCUACACAAAAUUCCAAGGAUAUAUCCAAGACUCCUAUUCGACCCAUCCUAGAUGGUACAGAGGACCUUAUGGGAGAGACAGCCCCCUACAAGUGUUCCAUCUGCAGGAAGAGCUUUGCAAAGACUUCUAAUCUUGUCCAGCAUGAGAAAAUCCACACGGGUGAGAAGCCCUACAAGUGCUCUCACUGUGGCAAAAGGUUCACUCGGAGCAACAACCUGGCAGAGCACGAACGAAUCCAUACAGGAGAGAAACCUUACAAAUGCCCAGAGUGUGGGAAGACUUUUAACCGCAGCUCGAUCCUCCUCAGACACCGGAGGAUCCACACAGGAGAGAAACCUUACAAAUGCACCAAGUGUGGGAAGAGCUUUGACGAGAGCGCGAGGUUACGUGUACACCAGAGAACCCACGUGACGGAGAUGGCCUUUCUCAUCGACAGCAAUGGGGAGGCCACCGCCAUCACAGCCAGCGGCAUGGCUCACAGCUGCUCCGACUGUGGCAAAACAUUCAGCCUGUACUCCAAUCUCCUGAAACACCAAAGAAUCCAUACGGGGGAGAAGCCCUACCGGUGUGGCCAGUGUGGCAUCAACUUCAGCGAGGCCUCUAACCUGGUUCGGCACCAGCGGUACCACGCGCGGGACAAACCCUACCAGUGCCCCAUGUGCCAGAAAAGAUUUGGCCAAAGUUCGCACCUGAUUCAGCACCAGAGAAUCCAUACCGGGGAACGGCCCCACAAGUGCCCCGACUGUGGGAAGAGCUUCAUUGAGAACUCUACCCUGAAGAAGCACCAGAGAAUCCACACUGGGGAGAAGCCCCACCAGUGCCUGGAGUGCGGGAAGAGCUUCAGCCUCAGCUCCCACCUCGUGACACACCAGAGGAGCCACACGGGAGAGCGGCCCUACAAAUGCGAGGACUGCGGCAAAGGGUUCACCGAUACGUCCUCGCUCAUUAUCCACCGGCGAAGCCACACGGGGGAGAAGCCCUACAAGUGUGACGUGUGUGGGAAAGGCUUUGUCCUGAGCUCUGUUUACCUGAACCACCACCGGACUCACACCGGGGAGAAACCUUUUGGGUGCCCUGACUGUGGCCGGGCCUUCCGCCAAUGGUCACAGCUGGUCAUCCACCGGAGACUCCACACAGGGGAACGCCCUUACAAAUGUCCUUACUGUGACAAGGGAUUCUGCGACAGCUCCACCUUGACCAAGCACAAGAGGACUCACACCGGAGAGAAGCCCAAUACGUGUACAGAGUGCGGGGUCAGCUUUGGCUCCAAAGCACUGCUUUUAGCACACCAGACGCUUCACGGGGAAGAGACAGCCUCCUUAGACAUCCUCUAGACUGCAAACAGCCCACUCAGUCCUUGUCAUACAUACAGUAUUUCAUGCAUAGGGAAAUGGUGGGAACUCCACCUGGUGGAAAGGUGUAUGGAACCAGCUGUGUUCUUUAACUUCCAGGCCCAGGGCUAUUUUGGGGCAGG
Messenger RNA from Gekko japonicus, 1565 nucleotides. Its product is annotated as zinc finger protein 883-like. The coding region runs from base 70 to 1425 and encodes 451 amino acids. The transcript has 2 exons. The record is from RefSeq and is a predicted model, not a curated record. NCBI's taxonomy places the organism in Eukaryota, Metazoa, Chordata, Lepidosauria, Squamata, Gekkonidae.